Molecule: messenger RNA, 1501 nt
Organism: Nicotiana attenuata
Lineage: Eukaryota; Viridiplantae; Streptophyta; Magnoliopsida; Solanales; Solanaceae
Product: E3 ubiquitin-protein ligase ATL6-like
Exons: 1
Coding region: 70-1164 (364 amino acids)
Source: RefSeq, a predicted model, not a curated record
UUUACAACUAACGAUCUCCUCUGCUUUUCACACUACAAGUUAACACUACCGCUUCACUUUUUGAGGAAAAUGAAGCAUAUGAGAAAUAACAUGUUUGAUUUCUUCUUGUGUUUGCUUUACGCUGUGGCCACAACUGGUACAGUGUCAGCGACAACAUCAUCUUCGGCGUUGGAGUACUCAAGUGUUAAAAUCAGCCCAGCAUUAGCGAUAGUACUCGCUUGUGUCAUAUUAUUCGUGGUUGCAUUUUUCAUCACAUUAUAUAUACGUCACAUGAACCCCGACGAACCAAUGGGUUCUUACUUCUUCCGUCAUCGACCAGUUUCCCGUGGACUCGAACCUAAUAUCAUCGAAACUUUGCCGGUAUUUGUGUACUCCGAUGUCAAAGCCCUAAAGAUUGGCAAAUCUAUCCUAGAAUGUGCUGUUUGCUUAAACGAGUUCGAAGAUGAAGAUACUCUUCGCCUUCUUCCGAAUUGUUGCCACGUGUUCCAUCCUGAGUGCAUUGAUGCUUGGCUUGCCUUUCGUACCACUUGCCCAGUUUGCCGUGCAAAUCUCAAAACAAAACCUUCUGCUAAACUGCAAGAAACAAUUCAGCAAUCUGAGAAUGUUAGCUCAGUUUCAUCACCAGAAACAAAUGAUACAGUAAUAGAUAUUCACGUGACUGCUGGUCCACAAGAAGUGAUGAAUCAGCAGUCUUCUCAAACACCUGUUCAUAUUUGUUCAACAAAAUCUACACCAAGAAAUGAAACACCCAACUUCGCCCGCCUUGCACCAAAAUCAACACCGAGAAGGCCAAAGAUUUUUGGGAUGUUCAGCCGUUCUCACUCGACGGGUCACUCGCUGAUUCAACCUGGCGAAAAUUGCGAAAGGUUUACUCUAAGGUUACCUGAUGAUGUACGUAAAAGAUUGGUAGACUUAAGUUCCAAUAUGCCGUUUUCUCCGGAGAGAAGUUCAACUAAGGGGUACCGGUUCGAACCGGUGGAUGGCCGGUUAAGCAAGUUCCGGUUUCCACCUCCUUCAAAGGAGGAGAAUGGUGAGAAAAAGCCGAAGAAUUUGCUGAAGUCCGUUAAGUCAGUUAAGUCGCCGUUAAGUUUGUUUUGCGGGACGGAUAACGAUGAUACUGGAGAAAGAUCUUUUACUUAUUUAAGAUCAAGUACUUCAAGUUAGAUAAUUUUGUAUUUUCAUCCCCUUUUCUUUAUUUAGAUCUCACAACUCACUUGGACGAGUUUAGGGUUGUUCAAAAUCGGACCGUAACCAUUAAUCGAAUUGAAUCGAUGGCUUAUUGGCUUAUUGAUGUCGGGUUAUUGGGAUAAUGAUUUGUGAACGGAUUGAGACUUUAUAAUUACCGACUUAACGGUUCGGGGCAGAUUACUUAAUUUUCUUUUCGGAUAAACCGUUAACCGGUUAAAAUUUUUUAUACAUAUCUUUAAUUAUACCCAUUAACUAUGUGUGGAUCUACCUCCUCAGAAGACUUCAAAAGGAUUUAUUCGUUAACACACCACCU